Molecule: messenger RNA, 5717 nt
Organism: Alosa alosa (allis shad)
Lineage: Eukaryota; Metazoa; Chordata; Actinopteri; Clupeiformes; Clupeidae
Gene: tpp2
Product: tripeptidyl peptidase 2
Exons: 29
Coding region: 72-3875 (1267 amino acids)
Biological process (GO): proteolysis
Cellular component (GO): cytosol
Molecular function (GO): tripeptidyl-peptidase activity; serine-type endopeptidase activity
Source: RefSeq, a predicted model, not a curated record
UUGCACUGUGUCCGUACCGGCGUUCCUGCUUCACUGGUUUAGCAUUGUUUUUAUCGUCACUUUGUCCGAUCAUGGCUUCCCACUCCGCUGAAGAACCAUUCCCUUUUCAUGGGUUGCUUCCCAAAAAAGAGACUGGUUCUGCGUCUUUCCUUACAAGAUUUCCCGAGUAUGAUGGAAGGGGUGUCCUUAUCGCCAUACUCGACACCGGUGUGGACCCAGGGGCCCCGGGUAUGCAGACGACAACGGAAGGGAAACCAAAGGUAGUAGACAUCAUUGACACAACAGGCAGUGGAGAUGUCAAUAUGUCGACAGUUGUGGAGCCAAAAGAUGAGACGGUGGUGGGUCUGUCAGGGAAGACACUUAAGAUCCCUACUUCCUGGGUUAAUCCAUCUGGAAAGUAUCACAUAGGAAUCAAGAAUGGCUUUGACUUUUUCCCUAAGGCCCUGAAAGAAAGAAUACAGAAAGAACGAAAGGAGAAAAUGUGGGAUCCAGGACACAGAGCUGCCCAGGCUGAAGUUAGCCGUAGGAUAGAGGAGUUUGACCAAGCGCACCCAAACCCCUCACAGAUGGAGAAGCUUCAGAAGGAGGAGCUGCAGGCUCAGGCGGAGCUACUGACCACGUUAGAGAAGAAGUACAGUGACCCCGGUCCUGUUUACGACUGCGUACUCUGGCACGAUGGGGUCACCUGGAGAGCUGUUGUAGACACAACAGAGAAUGGGGACCUGGCCUCUUGCACGGUGCUGAGCUCCUACAGAGAAAGACAGGAGUUUGCUACUCUCGGUGAUGCCGAGAUGCUCAACUACUCCGUCAACAUCUAUGAUGAAGGAAACACGCUUUGCAUCGUCACUAGUGGGGGUGCUCAUGGGACACAUGUGGCCAGUAUUGCAGCCGGACACUUCCCUGACGAGCCAGAGAGGAACGGCAUCGCACCAGGCGCCCAGAUCCUUGCUCUGAAGAUCGGAGACACCCGCCUCAGCACCAUGGAAACGGGGACAGGCCUUAUCCGUGCGAUGAUUGAAGUGAUCAACUACAAGUGUGACUUAGUAAACUACAGUUACGGCGAAGCCACACAUUGGCCAAACUCAGGGAGGAUCUGCGAGGUAAUCAAUGAGGCUGUGCAAAAGCAUAACGUGCUUUUUGUAUCGAGUGCCGGAAACAACGGUCCAUGUCUCUCCACUGUGGGUUGUCCUGGGGGAACUACGAGCUCUGUGAUCGGUGUGGGAGCAUAUGUUACUCCUGACAUGAUGGUGGCUGAGUAUUCACUAAGGGAAAAGCUUCCACCCAACCAGUACACAUGGUCUUCUCGUGGGCCCAGCACAGACGGUGCCCUCGGGGUCAGCAUCAGUGCACCAGGUGGCGCUAUUGCAUCUGUGCCCAACUGGACACUGCGUGGAACCCAACUCAUGAACGGAACCUCUAUGUCUUCUCCAAAUGCCUGUGGUGGCAUUGCAUUGGUGCUGUCAGGUUUGAAGCAGAAUGGUAUUCGCCCCUCAGUUCCAGCAGUGAGACGAGCUUUAGAGAAUACUGCUCUGAAGGUUGAUGACAUUGAGGUCUUCGCACAAGGACAUGGCAUCAUUCAGGUGGACAAAGCCUUUGACUACCUCAUGCAGCAUGCCUCUGUGCCUACCAACAAUCUGGGCUUCACUAUUUCCGUGGGAGCGCAGCGAGGCAUUUACCUCAGGGACAUCGUCCAAGUGGCCACUCCGUUUGACCACAGCGUGGGGAUCGAACCCGUGUUCCCUGAGAACACAGAAAACUCGGUGCGCAUCUCCCUCCAGCUGCACCUAGCCCUCACAUGCAAUGCAUCAUGGGUACACUGUCCGUCCCACCUAGAGCUGAUGAAUCAGUGUCGUCAUGUCAACGUGCGUGUGGACCCGCAGGGACUGCGGGAGGGAUUGCACUAUACAGAGGUGUGCGGAUAUGACACAACAGCCCCAAACGCAGGCCCUCUCUUUAGAGUGCCCAUCACCGUUAUAGUCCCUGCAAAAGUCCCAAAUGGACAUAGUCCAGAAAUUUCUUUCACUGAUGUCCACUUCAAACCGGGUCAGAUCCGCCGGCAUUUCAUCACUGUACCUCAGGGGGCGUCCUGGGCAGAGAUCACGCUAACGUCACACUCGGGAGACGUGUCCUCUAAGUUUGUGCUGCAUGCCGUCCACCUGGUCAAACAAAGAGCUUACAGAGCCAAUGAGUUCUACAAGUUCUCCUCUCUGCUGGAAAAGGGCUCUCUGACGGAAGCCUUUCCCGUAUUGCCGGGAAGGACCGUAGAAGUGUGUGUAGCACGCUGGUGGGCCAGCUUGGGUGAUGUCACAAUAAAUUAUGUCAUCUCAUUCCACGGACUGAUGACCACGCCCUCUUCCUUGCACAUUCAUGCAUCUGAAGGUAUAUCCUCUUUUGAGGUGACAUCACCUCUGCGCUAUGAAGACAUCUCGCCCAGUAUAACUCUAAAGAACUGGGUCCAGCCUCUUAGGCCCACUAGUGCUAAGACUAAAGCUCUUGGUGCUCGAGAUGUUCUUCCCAACAACCGCCAGCUCUAUGAGAUUGUUCUCACAUACAAUUUUCACCAGCCCAAAAGCGGAGAGGUGACGCCUAGCUGCCCACUGCUCUGUGAGCUGCUGUAUGAAUCAGAGUUCGACAGCCAGCUUUGGAUGCUUUUUGACCAGAACAAAAGACUCAUCGGCUCAGGAGAUGCGUAUCCGCACCAGUACUCGCUCAAACUGGAGAAGGGGGACUACACAGUGCGCCUGCAGGUGCGUCACGAACAAGCGUCCGAGUUGGAGCGCCUGAAGGACCUGCCCUUCAUUGUGUCACACCGCCUGUCCAACACGCUCAGCUUGGACCUUUACGAGAGCCACCGGGCUGCGCUGCUCUCCAAGAAGAAGGCCAACUCCCUCACUCUCUCCCCAGGAGCCUGUCAGCCAUUUUACAUCAACGCCCUGUCCGAUGACAAAAUCCCUAAAGGCACUGGUCCCGGCUGCUACCUGACUGGAUCCUUGGUUCUACCCAAGGGCGAGUACGGAAAGAAAGCAGGCCAGGCCACAGCAAAACGACAAGGAAAGUUUAAAAAGGAUGUUGUACCGCUUGUCUACCACCUGAUUUCCGCUCCCAACAAAGCCAAGAAUGGAGGGAAGGAUAAAGAAAAGGAUGGAGAAAAGGACGUGAAAGAGGAGUUCUCUGAAGCCCUCAGGGAUUUGAAGAUCCAGUGGAUGACAAAGUUAGACAACAGCACUAUUUACGACGAGUUGAAGGAGAGCUUCAGCACCUAUCUACCACUUCAUGUUCAACGCCUGCACCAGCUUGAUUCAGAGAAGGAGCGAUUGAAACGCCUGGUAGAUAUCGUAGAUGCUGCGGAUGUGGUCGUCUCACACAUUGACCAGACGGCCCUCGCAGUUUACCUUUCAAUGAAGACCGACCCCAGGCCUGACGCUGCCACCAUCAAGAGCGACAUGGAAAAACAGAAGUCGUCUCUGUUGGACGCUCUGUGUCGGAAAGGCUGUGCUCUGGCUGACCAGCUGCUCCAGGCUCCGCAGGAGGAAGGAGCCAUCGCUGGAGCAGGUGCCGGCGCCCGCGUCGUGGGCAGCCCUGAUGAGGCAGCCCAGGAUGUGGCCAAGGCCCUGACCGAUACAUUUUGGGAGGUGCAGAAAUGGGCAGACCUCACAGAUUCUAAGGUUUUAAGCUUUUCUUACAAGCAUGCACUUGUGAACAAGAUGUAUGGGAGGGCUUUGAAGUAUGCAUCUAAAAUCGUUGAAGACCGACCCAGCAAAGACAACUGGAAGAACUGUGCUCAGCUGAUGCGGUCUUUGGAGUGGAUGCAUUGUGCCAACUUUACUGACAACUGGCUUCCCAUUAUGUACCCGUCUGAGUACACACCCUUUUAAGGGGCCUGCGAUAAAUGUGUCGUUUUAACUGGCUGCCAAUAGACUGCUUACAUGUUCAAUAUGCAGAAUGCACAGACAAACAAAGGCAGACCUCUCACCCUGAUGAAUGCAGUAGAAAUAACAAGUUGGAAUGGAACUUGAUUUCCUACGUUCUUUUACGGAACACUCACAGAAUGACCUAAUUACUCCUCACAGUACGUGUACCCCCUCAGCACACUGCACUGUGGUUAUUGCGAAACAUAAUUGGAUGCUCGAGCACAUUUAAAGAUAGAAGCAGUGGGCACAUUUUACUGUCAUUUCAAAAGAAUUCAACUUUUCUCUGUAAUGCUGAGAAAAUGUUGUUCUGAAUUUAGUCAAAAAAGGCACUCUCAGAUGAGUUGGCGUUCUCUCUGUAUAUGUAUAUACUUGCGAGGGAUAGCCAUUUUAACCAUGUGGGGAAGCCUGAGUGUGUCUUGGAGGGUCGGAUUAAUGCUAGCCUCCUUGAAUCAGAAACAGUUGUCAACGGUACCUCACAUAAACCUUUCAUCAUAACAUCAACAUAAACAUGAUAUAAACCUGUCAUGGCUUAUCCCGACAUGUCAUAAAAGUCCAUAGCCUGUAAUAAAACAAUGCCUAGUUAUCAUUGUCUGUGUUUUGUCAUGACGGCUCUCAAUAUAUUUCACAUCAUACACUUAUGUUAUGUAAAGCUCUCAGAGCUGUGAGAGCAAUUUCUUAGAAUGGCACCAUGAUACAGUCUCAUUCAGCAGUGACUAUCGUAAUGGCUAUUGGCUGGAUUAUGAUAUAUGUCAUGACAUGGUUAAACCAAUCCAAACAUUGAGGUUACAAGUGAAACGUUAGCCCAUUCUCUGUUAAAAUAUCUGUAGUUGUGAAUUAUCACAAACAGUUACCAAGGCAAUAUCAAAUGUAAUUAAUCCUUAUUAUUUUCUGACAUUUAUGUAAAAUGUAUGCAUGUUUUGUAACAGUUUUUUUUGUAAAUUCAGAAUAAAUAUGACUGGGCUUUUAUUCACACAGCUGAGAAAGACCAGGUUCAGUCUUGUACUUAAUCAAGAAUGAUGCUUUAGAUGCAUUAUAAGUUUGCAUAUGUCUGUGCCUAAAUGUGUGUUCUUGUGUAUGUGGGCGAGCGUGGGUGUGUUUGUGUGUGUGUGUGUACAUGCCAUGUGUGAAUGUCCUGUUAGUUCCCUUAAUUGUGCUGUUUAUUUAUUUAUUUAUUUUUUUAAAAACACUUAAUGUAGCCAGACAUUUUUAGUGUGUCAGACAGAAUUUGUAUGCAUUACCACCAAUGCCAAAGUCACAAUAUAGACUCCGACUAUAUAUCAGAUAUCCUAUUGUUGAAGACCUUUGUCUUGUGCAACCCAGUGGAGCUCCAGCACAGGACUGUCUGGUACGGGGAGUGAGGGAAGAUCUGGUUCCCCUGCCCUCCCCUGUAUCUUCUAAACAAAUCAUUUUGUUGUUGUUGUUGUUGUUCAGGGUUUUACAGUUUUGCUGACUUUGUUUACAGCAGGUCCUUUUACGAAUGCCUUAAUAUUCACACUUUGACUUGGGACAUCCUCAGCUGACUUCAGUCACAGGUUUCAUAUCACAUACAGGUUUGAUGUUAAUGACCUCAGAAAUAUUUAUUAAAGUAUUGUAUCUACAAAGUAUAAAAUAAAACCUAGUCCAUGCUUACAUUUUAGUUGUAAAUGUACCAGUAUUACUUUACUUGUUUUGUUAUCUAUGGACUCGGAAAAUGAGUCAUACUCUUGUUAUCUCACUGAAUGUGUAGAAUUAUGUCACAAUGUUGGAAAAAUAUAUUCAGAAGAAAAUUAUUUCAAAGUGAAAAUAAAACAGACAAAAUAUCACACA